Abrus precatorius (Indian licorice) is the source of this 776-nucleotide messenger RNA. RefSeq names its product general transcription factor 3C polypeptide 6-like. Gene Ontology annotation, biological process: transcription by RNA polymerase III. Gene Ontology annotation, cellular component: transcription factor TFIIIC complex. The transcript has 5 exons. NCBI's taxonomy places the organism in Eukaryota, Viridiplantae, Streptophyta, Magnoliopsida, Fabales, Fabaceae. Bases 177 to 584 code for a protein of 135 amino acids. The record is from RefSeq and is a predicted model, not a curated record.
UUGAUUUGGGGUUUCACGUUCCUCACUCAUCUGAAGUUCUGAUUAUGCCCUAACUCGACAGCACUGCGCAGAGUAACCGCCAAAAGAAAUAAUAAUUAAAUUAUAAAACCAAUUCCAUCACUUUUACACUUCCCCAAACCCAUCCUCGUCACGAGCACAGCCACUGGAACAGGAACAUGGAGGGAAAUGCAACGUCGCAUGAUCUUGAGGAUGAAGAUGAAUAUGUUUUGCUUGACUUGGAUGCUGUUUCUGCCCUAAUUGAUUUUCCACCAAAUGCCAGCUAUGUUCUCAGUGGCCUUGAUACAUUAAACCCAGUAUUGAUCAUUGAUGACAAAUUCAAGCUGAUUGGGGAAUAUGAGGAGACUAUUGGCACAUGUCUUGCUUUUACAGAACAUGAUACCCCCGUUGUUCAUGAAGAGACGGGACCGUCUGAAGUGAACCUUUUCUCUGGAACAAGACUAAUUGAUUCAAGUCAACCUCCAACAAAGCAAGUGAAACCUGUGUGUCAGCUUCACAAGGUUCUCAAGUUUAAACUAUCACCUGAUUCUGAAAUUCAAAUUGCCGCAGCUGAGGAGGCCAAAUGAAUUUAAAUCAUAAUAUGAGAUCCAAUUGAACUUUUCUAGAUCAACUCGGAACAUUAACUAGGGAAUUGAUGCCAAUUGCGGGUACCUUGGCGAGCAAUGAGUUGCUGGUGAUUGUGUAGCACAGUAAUAGCUGGGUGGAGAACUUUUUCCUAGGAUUUUUUCCUAGAUAUGUACAGAGAACCUUUUCUAAUA